AUGGCCUCGAACGAGCGCCGCCCGCCUCAGCCCAGCGUUUCCAGUUUUCAUGGCAGUGAUGACGGAGACCCACGGCAACUUCAUCAAACUUGGAGCAGUGUCGGGUCUGAAAAUGGUCGGUAUCCUCCGAGGUCGACCGAAGGCUCUACCGUCUCGCAGCAGAGCACCCACAGUGUCGAGCCAUCAAGAUAUCAUCAAGCCCACCAGCCGAUAAAUGAAGCAGUCACUUCAGCCUUCAACACCACAGAAGCCACCUCCACUGCUUCAUUACCCCCGGACCUGCUACAACAACUCACUUCACAGAUCACGGCGAACGUUCUGCAACAAUUAAAAGUAUCAAGUUUGCCCCUACCAACGCAGCAGCCUUCGAUGUCAGGCUCUCAUAUGGACACCUCUUCAUCUGCUGCAGGUUCUCCACCCUUGGAUCGGGCUACAGUAUACACUCCUCCCAGCCCUCAUCGGAAUUCCGAAGACGUCGGUGCUAGUCAGCCCUCGCCUCAAUUUCCGCCGCCAUCAAGCCAGCCAUCAUAUCGGGUCUCGUCACCUAACAAUGACAGGAGGCCGGUAUCGCCUCUGAGCCAGCCAGGCCAUGCGUCUGAAUCCGAAAUGAACCAGAGCCGACCCAAGGGCCCCAAAAGAAUGUCUACAACAGGAGAUGCCACCAUACUGGAACGAGUGUGGGGCCAGCUGUUCACAGAACAAGGCCGAGCCACGCCUCGGUUGGGCCAAUUCCUUCGCGGCAUUGCUGUUCACCUUAUCGAAGAUUAUGAGCCAAAGUACAGCCUAGUUAUUACUCCUGCCAAAAUGCAGAAGUACUACGAAGACACAAAGCUACCGAACGAGAUCUAUCCUUGGAAAGUCAUCUUCGACGACCGCACGUCUUCGGUGUCUCGAAUGUUCAGAGAACUGGAGUGCCAACAUCAUCUUGUACAAGAGAAGCUGAGUGAGCGACCGGAUCUUCCCGGUCUCACACCUCAGGGUUUCGAGACUUGGGUAACGCUGUUAUUGAGAGCACAUCCCGACCAGGAGUACGAACGUCUCGCGAAGACAGCGUUGGAUAUGCCCAUCAGCAAUCCCGAUGAGAAAAAGGAAAGAUUUCCCAAGGAGCUCUCGAGGCGACUUUUUCCCGCCCAUGGUGACACCGACAUAGCAUCCAAGUUGCAGCGGGUCAUGUCGACUCACUGCAAUAUCAACUUGAGUUCCCGGCAUAGCAGUGUUGCAGACUCACAGCCUCAAUCGGGUGCUGCAAGUGUGGCAGGAGAUGACGCCUCCCCCAAGACGACUCUGCGAUCUGUUCCAGAAAGGCAAGAGUCGGUGACCGAUGCUCCUCAGAUGAGUCUGUCCUCCUCACAAGCUAGCCUUGAGCGCGAACGCCAGCCAUAUAGCGGGACGCAAUCUGAAAGUUUCAACGCUGGAGAUGUGGAGAACACGGAAGAUGUCCCUACACCACAGCCAAUAGAGAGAGAGCGAAAGCCGUAUGUUGCUGCUCCCGGAGGUGGGAAGACUUACAGUAACCUCGACAAACCGACCGCUCCGCCAGAAGCCAAGCCAGCUCCACCUCCAGGGCCUAAGCUGGGACGCUCGGGUUCUGUCCAUGCUACCAGCAGACCAGCAGCAGAAGCUGCCAGGUCUGGGGCCCCACCAGUCGCCAUCCACCAACGACCACCACCAGCACCAAUGGAGAUGCCCACCGAAUCUCGCCAUCACCGAGCCAACAGUACUUACCACCGUGAUCCUCCUCGACCCGGCCGUAACAGGUCGCCAUCGAUGAGUAAAGAGAACGGCAUCCCGUCGUAUAUGAGACGAACCGAGCCCGAUGGACCAUACAUGUCUUCUUCAUAUCAGGCCGACCACCACGACGAUGCAAGACGGUACAGAGACUAUGAAGCCGGCCGGGAGCGGCUAGCCAAUGACCGCUACGACCCUGCGCGAAUGGCUGCAUACGAUCCUGUCGAGCGGAUGCGCGACCGAGAUCGGGAUGUUCGCCCACGCAUGCAAUCCGUCGCUAAUGCCGGCCUAGGCUUUGUUGACGGCCCGCUAAGUCCAACCAUGCGCAGUACUGCCGGGCCACCGAUGUACUCCUCUUCAGCCCCCAAUGGCGGAGAGGAAGAAUACUACCUGAACCGCGUGCCUACUGGAGGGAGUAACACUCACUACAAUGGCCACAAUACAUCAGCACCGAUUAGCACGGGCUUCCAAGCCCCGAUGCCACCAGGAUUGGCGCGAGAGUCGUCGAGCACAGGCAGGGACACGUAUGCUUCGUAUCCCUCCAGUGCGGGAUACCCACCUAGCAGCUACAGGGACAUGCGGUAA
Molecule: messenger RNA, 2313 nt
Organism: Cladophialophora yegresii CBS 114405
Lineage: Eukaryota; Fungi; Ascomycota; Eurotiomycetes; Chaetothyriales; Herpotrichiellaceae
Exons: 1
Coding region: 1-2313 (770 amino acids)
Source: RefSeq, a predicted model, not a curated record